Messenger RNA from Cylicocyclus nassatus, 252 nucleotides. The record is from the annotation of a GenBank genome assembly. Lineage: Eukaryota; Metazoa; Nematoda; Chromadorea; Rhabditida; Strongylidae.
CACUCAUUCGGAUAGGUAAUGGUAAAAGAAAAUUCUGAUGAGGAGGGAAGCGAUGCUGUUGCAUGGCUUCACAUAAAUCCAGGAUCAAUUCAAAAUAACUUUGUUGCAUACCAAGACAGCUUCACAUCCUAUAUCCGCGCUGGCUCUCGAUACAUUGAGUUUCAUGGUCUUGAGAACGAUAAUACAUCGUGCUGCCACAUAAGGAUAAAAAAUAUCUCGGAUAAGGUAGGUGUGUUCCCCUUCCGCCCUUAA